AUGACUAGCCUGAAGCGAUAUCAUGAGGAGGACCCUCUCGCUUCAAACAUAUCAAGCAAGGUCUAUGUUCGUUCAACGCGCAGCGGCAAGGUCCAAAAGAUUGUCAGAGAAGUCUAUCUGAGGACCGACAUUCCUUGUUCUUCCAACCUCUGCAGAGUGUGCCUGAAUGGCGCUCCUCGAAAUGCCGCCCAGCAAGCUCAACCUUUUGUCCUGUCGGAGAGACCGGCGGGGACGAAAGCCUUUCCCCAGGGACACUACCUGGUGCCCGAUACCAACGCUCUCCUCAAUGCCAUGGACCUUUUCGAGCAAAGCUCGUCGUUUUACGAUGUCGUCAUCCUGCAGACUGUCUUGGAAGAGCUCCGGAAUCGAUCCUUGCCAUUAUACAAUCGCCUGAUUGGGCUCACCAAAAGCGAGGAUAAACGGUUCUACGUCUUCUUCAAUGAUUUCAGGCUGGAAACCCAUGUCGCUCGAGAGCCGCAUGAGAGCGUCAACGACAGAAACGACAGAGCUGUUCGCCAGGCCGUCAAAUGGUACGGGGAGCACCUCAGCCGAACCAAAUCCGCAAACAUCCCAGCCAUCGUGAUGCUGAGUGACGAUCAGGACAACCUGCGGAAAGCCCGGGAACAGGGGCUCAAUGCUGUGUCCCUGAGAGGUUACGUGGAAAGCUUGGAGGGGGGAGACAAGCUUCUCGACAUGGUGGCAGAGUCGCAGAGCAAAGGAGGGUUCAGCAAAACCUCACCCAUUCUCUACCCCGAGUACUACAGCCUGUCAAAGAUGAUGACGGGCGUCAAGGCUGGCUUGAUGCAUCAAGGAAUAUUCAAUGUCUCGCCGUACAACUAUUUGGAAGGAUCGAUCAAGGUACCGGCAUUUCCCAAGCCCUUGCUCAUCCUAGGACGAGAGAGCAUCAACAGAGCUGUCGAUGGAGACGUCGUGGUUGUGCAACUUCUUCCUCAAGACAAGUGGAAGGAACCGUCAACCAAGAUCAUCGAGGAGGACAACAUCACCAAGAACGAGAAUGCGGAUGCCGAGCAUCGGGAUGAUGCUGUUUCGGACAAGGAAAGAAGAGCGUUGCAAGAGCAAGCCAAGAGAAGCCAUAAAGCGUCCUCCGAAAGCCAGCCGCAGCCAACCGCCACUGUGGUUGGUGUCAUCAAGCGCAAUUGGCGUCAGUACGUCGGUCAUAUCGAUCCGUCAUCCGCCAGCAAGUCGGCAUCCUCGCAGGGGAGGAAGCAGGAAAGCGUCUUCGUCAUCCCCAUGGAUAAGAAGAUCCCCAAGAUCAGGCUGCGGACUCGACAGGUCGCCGACUUGCUGGGCAAGAGGCUUUUGGUGACGAUUGAUGCCUGGGACAGAGAUUCCAGGCAUCCGGUCGGUCAUUUCGUCCGCUCCCUAGGCGAGCUGGAGACCAAGGCGGCGGAAACCGAGGCCCUUUUGCUGGAGUGGGACGUGCAGUACCGGCCUUUCCCCAAGACCGUCCUGGACUGCCUACCCAAGGAGGGCCACGGCUGGAAAGUUCCCGAAAGCACAGAUGAUGCCGGCUGGAGAGACAGGGAAGAUCUUCGCGGGCUUCUCAUCUGCAGCAUCGACCCGCCCGGCUGCCAGGACAUUGACGAUGCUCUUCACGCGCGGAAACUGGCCAACGGGAAUUUCCAGGUCGGCGUCCACAUUGCCGACGUGUCACACUUUGUCAAACCCGCCAACGCCAUGGACGCCGAGGCGAGCAUCCGCGGCACCACCGUCUAUCUGGUCGACAAGCGCAUCGACAUGCUGCCCAUGCUGCUGGGCACCGACCUGUGCUCGCUGAAGCCGUACGUGGAGCGGUUCGCGUUUUCCGUCCUGUGGGAGCUCGACUCCAACGCCGACAUUGUCAACGUGCGCUUCACCAAGUCCGUCAUCAAGUCCCGCGAGGCGUUCAGCUACGAGCAGGCACAGCUGAGAAUCGACGAUGCGUCGCAGCAAGACGAGCUCACGGACGGCAUGCGCAUGCUGCUGAUGCUGUCCAAGAGACUCAAGAAGAAGCGCAUGGACGCCGGAGCCCUCAGCCUGUCGUCUCCCGAGGUCAAGGUUCAGAUGGAGAGCGAGACGUCGGAUCCCAUCGACGUCAAGACGAAGCAGCUGCUCGACACCAACUCCCUGGUCGAAGAGUUCAUGCUGCUGGCCAACAUCAGCGUGGCCGCCAAGAUCUACGAGGCGUUCCCCCAAACCGCCAUCCUGCGCCGCCACGGCGCGCCGCCCAAGACCAACUUUGACGAGCUCGCCGACCAGCUGCGCGUCAAGCGGGGCCUGGAGCUCCGGACGGACAGCUCCAAGGCCCUGGCCGACUCGCUCGACGCGUGCGUGGACGAGCGGGAGCCCUUCUUCAACACCCUGGUCCGCAUCAUGGCCACGCGGUGCAUGAUGUCGGCCGAGUACUUUUGCUCCGGGACCCAGGCCUACCCGGAGUUCCGGCACUACGGCCUCGCGUCCGAAAUCUACACGCACUUCACGUCGCCCAUCCGCCGCUACGCGGACCUGCUGGCGCACCGGCAGCUGGCGGCCGCCAUCGGCUACGAGGCGGUGCACCCGUCGGUCCGCAGCAGGGGCCGCCUCGGGGCCGUCUGCAAGAACAUCAACGUGCGCCACCGGAACGCCCAGAUGGCCGGCCGGGCCAGCAUAGCCUACUACGUCGGGCAGGCGCUCAGGGGCAAGGUCGCCGAGGAGGACGCCUUCGUCAUGAAGAUCUUCAGCAACGGCUUCGUCGUGCUCGUCCCACGCUUCGGCAUAGAGGGCCUGAUCCGGCUGCGGGACCUGGCGGAGCCCGAGCCGCAGGGCGAGUUUGACGCCGAGACGUACACCCUCGUCACCAAGGGCUCCAGGAACCUCACCGUUGAGCUAUUCCAAAAGGUCCGCGUCAGGGUGACGGACGACAAGGAUGAGAGGACGGGCAAGAGAGGCGUCAAGAUGGAGCUGGUGAGCGCGUGA
Messenger RNA from Ustilaginoidea virens, 2955 nucleotides. RefSeq lists its product as uncharacterized. Lineage: Eukaryota; Fungi; Ascomycota; Sordariomycetes; Hypocreales; Clavicipitaceae. Gene Ontology annotation, molecular function: RNA binding; 3'-5'-RNA exonuclease activity; endonuclease activity. Gene Ontology annotation, biological process: rRNA catabolic process. The transcript is spliced from 2 exons. Gene Ontology annotation, cellular component: cytoplasmic exosome (RNase complex); nuclear exosome (RNase complex). The record is from RefSeq and is a predicted model, not a curated record. Bases 1 to 2955 code for a protein of 984 amino acids.